Molecule: messenger RNA, 1009 nt
Organism: Tyto alba (common barn owl)
Lineage: Eukaryota; Metazoa; Chordata; Aves; Strigiformes; Tytonidae
Gene: POLR2D
Product: RNA polymerase II subunit D
Exons: 4
Coding region: 23-451 (142 amino acids)
Biological process (GO): transcription initiation at RNA polymerase II promoter; mRNA export from nucleus in response to heat stress; positive regulation of translational initiation
Cellular component (GO): RNA polymerase II, core complex; P-body
Molecular function (GO): nucleotide binding; translation initiation factor binding
Source: RefSeq, a predicted model, not a curated record
CCUUCCGGCGCCGGCUGAGGCGAUGGCGGCGGGCGGCAGCGACCCGCGGGCGGCGGAUGUGGAGGAGGACGCCUCGCAGCUCGUUUUUCCCAAAGAAUUUGAAACUGCGGAAACUCUUCUAAAUUCAGAAGUACAUAUGCUUCUCGAGCAUCGUAAGCAACAAAAUGAGAGUGCAGAAGAUGAGCAGGAGCUUUCAGAAGUUUUCAUGAAAACCUUGAACUACACAGCGCGCUUCAGCCGCUUCAAAAACCGUGAAACCAUUGCCAGUGUCCGUAGUUUGCUGCUCCAGAAAAAGCUACAUAAAUUUGAAUUGGCAUGUUUGGCUAACUUAUGUCCUGAGACAGCCGAGGAAGCAAAAGCCUUGAUUCCUAGCCUGGAGGGCCGAUUUGAAGAUGAGGAAUUACAGCAGAUUCUUGACGACAUUCAGACUAAACGCAGCUUCCAGUACUAAAGUUAAUCCUCAACCCCUUUAUCUGAACAGAAAAACCUGGGAACUUUGUUUCUCAGCGCUCUGGACCAACCCAGCUCCAGGCUGAGUAAGGGCAGUUGUGGGCAGAGGGUGCUCCAGUGCUGUGUCAUCCAGAGGUGCAUUCAGUCUGGGGAUCAGUGUAGUCCCCUGGGUUUGUUCCACAUCUGUGUUUGCAAGGAUGCCUGUAUUGUGAGAGCCAAAGAACCUGAAAAGCCUUUUCCAGUGGCUCAAGGAUUUGUUUCUUCCAAAUCCCUCUCCCCGUUUUGGAAAUUUUCAACAUGUUUCUGUUUUUUUAGCAGAAAUGUGGAUGUGAUUUCUUUUUUUUUUUUUUUUUUGUGAGCUUCUAAAAGAGAGGGAGAAACUUGUUCUUGACUCUCAGAAGAUUUAGUCAUGGGUGACAUCAAUUUCUGUGGUGAUAUUUUUGUUAGUUGUGGGGUUUUCUUUUAAUUUUUUUAUUAUUUGAUCAGGACAGUGGAUUUUUACAGCUUCAGUAAUUUUCUAUUGUUGUUUAGUGUAAAUUAAAAGAUAUUUCUAAUUAAG